This is a messenger RNA of Centropristis striata (black sea bass), 4518 nucleotides long. It is a transcript of the gene loxl1, whose product is annotated as lysyl oxidase-like 1. The transcript has 10 exons. Gene Ontology annotation, molecular function: protein-lysine 6-oxidase activity; copper ion binding. The coding region runs from base 660 to 1217 and encodes 185 amino acids. Gene Ontology annotation, biological process: peptidyl-lysine oxidation. The record is from RefSeq and is a predicted model, not a curated record. NCBI's taxonomy places the organism in Eukaryota, Metazoa, Chordata, Actinopteri, Perciformes, Serranidae.
CUUCAAUGUAGGACUUUAAUGAGAGUUGCGCAGGUGCCAGGAGGCUUAAAACUUCAUGGACAACUUGCAAGUGUUUGUACAACGUACCUUGAGUUAACUGAAGCGUUCUUAUUAGGUUUAUAGUUUAGUUUACUUAAGUUUAUAGUCUUAAAGCUUGGUAGCUGUCACAAAACAUGUUUUGUAAAUCCGUUAGCUAGAAAGAAAACAUGGCGCCUGAAUUCGCGGAUGUUAACCAUGGACUGUAUGUUAACGGACGUUCCACAGUGACGUCCUUGGCUCUCGUUUGCUCCUGGGGUGAAAGAAAUGGAUUGAAGCUGUUUACUUCGAGAGAGGGACGAUCUUCUUUUCUUCGAGAAAAUGUUCUGGACCCUGUGACAUGAACUGGGAGGCCCAGCUCCCAGUCUUCUGCAAAAUAGGUGUUGACAAACAGAAAUGGGGCCAUUACACUGGGAUACCGGGAGGAAGUAUGAUGCACGAUGAAGACCUUGAAGAGAAGCAAUGGCUUCUACAUCACACCAUGUGCUGCCUCUAGCUGCCCAACACUGAGGAAGGUUUGUGUUCAGUGCUCUCAGAAGUAGGCGGUUGGAUCUGGAGGUUUGCCCGACCUGGUUCCUGAUCCCAACUAUGUCCAGGCUUCCACAUAUAUCCAGAGAGCCCACAUGUAUUCUCUCCGCUGUGCAGCUGAAGAAAAAUGUCUGUCAAGCUCCGCCUAUGGCCCAGAGACCACCGACUAUGAUGUAAGGGUCCUGCUACGAUUCCCACAGAGGGUGAAGAACAAGGGGACUGCCGACUUCAUGCCGAACAGGCCACGUCAUACCUGGGAGUGGCAUAGCUGUCAUCAGCACUACCACAGUAUGGAUGAGUUCAGCCACUAUGAUUUACUGGAGGUCAGCACGGGCCGCAAAGUUGCAGAGGGACACAAGGCGAGCUUCUGUCUAGAGGACACCACCUGUGACUUUGGUCACCUGAAGCGCUAUGCCUGCACCAGUCACACUCAGGGUCUGAGCCCUGGCUGCUACGAUACAUACAAUGCUGAUAUUGACUGCCAGUGGAUCGAUAUCACGGACAUCAAGCCUGGAAACUACAUACUGAAGCUCCAGGUUAAUCCCAAAUUCUUGGUGCUGGAAUCAGACUUCACUAACAAUGUGGUCAGGUGUAAUAUACACUACACAGGACGCUUUGUUACAACAACUAACUGCAAGUUGGCACAGUCUUGAUCAGGCACUGGAAGGCUGCCACGCUCGAGUGACCCUGAUUGCUUUUCCAUUGAAAUGUGAAUGGAAUCCAUUUGUUGUUGGUUCAUAGUUGAUGUUGUUUGUCUCUACUAUUUUGUGCUGUCUCGGUAUCCUGAGCCCAUGGCAAACAAGGGUUCCACUGGCACUGAGCAGAAUGUGGGGUUUUAGAAUAGACACACACAUACACACACACACACACAGAGUUUGCAUUAUGCAUAUUGCACAUUUAUAUCCCAAUAAUGAGUCUACACUUCAAAUCCCUGCAAUCUGUGUUAAAAUAUUGUCCUACCAGCUACAUUUCUAAUAUUACAUCUCUACUGGUCUGAUUUGGUUAAUGCGAGGACACAUUUCUGACUUUCUAAAGAGGUGUUUACUGUAUCUGCACACAAACAUCCAUGCACACCCCCGGCAGAGCGGCUCUGUUUGAAUUAUAAAUAAAGCGUGAAACGGUGCCGGUGCUUAAAUGAGUGGUUCCAGACAAGUCAGGGUUCAGCUGCGAUCCAACAAAUAAAAUUAGGGGACAAAGUCUUCCUAGGUGCAUUCAUCCAUGCUGUGUGGGGACAGACAGCUAUGCCCAGUGACUCAGAAGAACUAUAAUGUGUUAGUUUUUUGUUGUUUUUUUCUCUUCACUGCCUCAGUGGGUCAGGCUGGGAUACUGUGAUUCUCUGGGCGCAUUUUGUUUAAUGUUGUGUUAACAGCAAGAGGAAGACAGCAGGUCAUAUUUGCAUUUGUCAACUCCAUCAAAUAGUAAGUCAACAUAAAACAGACUGUCAAUACUGGGCACCAUACUACUCUAAAUCCUUGCAUAUUCGUGUCGUGUCGUGUCCCCGUUCAUCCUUUCUUAUUUCAGUAAAACAGGAACAGGAAGCUCAACUGGCAGAAAAGGGUGCUUGCUUUCCAGAAAACUAGACUCACAGUAUAUAAGCCGUAUAUUUACACUGUCUUCGGGUCUCUUCUUCAACCACCAACACUGGUCAGAUGGCACAUACGUCAUCUAUACCUUUUGAAGAAUGUAUAUACAAAUAUUCCACUGAUGCAUGACUUAAAUGAUGGAGAUUAUGUUUGUUGUAACUGAUUGUACUUUGUUUAUCCAGUUUGACCUGUUACUGUAAUUUGUGAAAUUCAUUGAACUUAUUUUUGUUCUUGAUAAUUUGAAUUAUUCAAACACUACUGCUACAGAUUUAGUAUUAUAAUGCAGAGCGUCUACCUACCUCUCCAAUGUAGUGAGCUGUUGUUUCUUGUUACGUGUUUGGUUUCUAUUGGAAAUCCCUGCAGUAGUUUACUGUGGCCUCCUACCACUGAGUUGCAGCACACAGCCAAAACUCACAAAUCUUCUUCUUGAAUAUAUUAAAGAUCAAACAAUGUGGAAACAAUUACUUAAGUUAGAAUCCUUAAGAUUUCACUCCUGUUUGGGUUGUUGACACCUGUGGUUACUGAUGGGAAGAGCAAGUGCAGUUUAACAUGACACAACACUUUCUCAAUUGACAUAAAUGAGUACUCUAUGUAAUGCCGUGAAACACUCACAUGGUUUUAAACAUUUGGUUAAUGUUGUGAAAUAUGAUUGCUAAUGGUUUGGGUUAAAAUAUGUGGUUUAAUUUGGUAGUAUAUGUGACGCAGUAUGUCACGUGGCUAUGUACUAAGAUAGUUGUGUACAAAAGUUGGUUUUACACGGGAAAAGAGGAUCAGUCUUCUGUCCUGUGUUAGUUUUUACUGUUUUUGUCGCUCUGUAAAGAGCAUCACCUCAAUUCCUCUUCUGCUACCGUCAUAAUUACGUUGGCCACUAGAGGUCCCCACCUGAUUACAAACGUAAAAAUGUGUCGUAAUAAGCUGCUUGCACAGACGACCUAUACAACUGUUUUUGAGGGAAGGUAGUCUGAUUCUGCAUCAAUCACAGCUACUUUGUCAGCAGACGUACAGCAGAAGAGAAACUAUUGUAUCUGCUUGCAGUGGAACCAAACAAACUCAAGUUUUAAUAAUAAAGUCAAUAAUUAGCCUUCCUCUAUUGUGCACAAUGAAAUCACCUUUAAUGUGAUUUCAUUGUGCACACAGGGCAAGUAGUUUUCCAAACAACAGCAGGUUGCAGUAACAAGAGUUGGUUGCUGAGAAGUUUCAGUUGUGCAGGCUGAAGCUUUUCAUCACUGUGACUGGGCUUUCCUAUUCCAUUUAUCCCUGCAAUAUUGAAAACUUGUCUGCUGCCACAACUUGCUGUUGUUUUGUUUAGUAGGCACAUUUUUGAUAAACGAUUGUAGUUCACACUCACCGUUGUGACAAAAGUAUUGCUUUCCUGGGACUGCGUUACGAUAAAAUGGUUCACCAGCAGCAGAAGGGAAUUGGUUUGCAUUGUAACAGCGGUAAUAUGGUCUUAAGACCGUCCACUGAGAGGGUGAUAUCAAUGAGAUAAGAUUACUAACAGUAAUGCCAGAUUACACGCUUGAGUUGUUCCUUGUGCAUGUGAAGGUAAUUUGAACCCAUCACAUGACUGCCACAAAACAAAACUACUAUAUAGGGAGAGGUCAUAACCGAAUGUAUUGUAAAUACAUUAAAUAGAAAAAUAGUUUUUGAUUGAAUGAAAAUCUUAAGGAUUAUAACUUUAAUAUCUAUUAAUGUGAUCACUGAAGUUGAGCUUUUUCCAGAAACAAUCAAGUACUGAUCCAACAAUGGAAAGGCACCAAAUUUAGUUUGUUACUGUUUGAAACAAAUAUGUGUAUUACUCAAAAUCAAAAGUUCCAGUGCGCACCUGGAUACUCGAGAAGAAAGUAUAAAACAAAGAGUAGAUGCAUGUCAUUCUUUUUUUCUUUUUUUUUAACAGACUAUUCUGUGCUAAAUUAAUACCAGGUGUGCCUUCAAUCAACUGCUGGUGCGCGGAAGAUCAAAGUAUCCUUGUGCGCACUGGAACUUUAUCCUGCACCGGCACACCACGGUGUGUCGUUAAUUUUUUUUGGUUUAUUAUUCACUGUUUUCAUUCUGCAAUUUCAAAGAUUAUUUUGUUUUUAUAGACAGGUGCUUUAAAUGCAGAUUAGAUUUAGCCUUUGGCAUCCAAUAUAUUCUCCUCUUUGGUGUAAAUAGCCAGUUCUUCAAUUUGAUCUGCUUUUUUCUACAUGGGCAUGUCAUGAUCAUACUGUACGCUCACUGACGAGAUGCAACAGCGUGUGAUUGUGACAUUCAGUGGAAUGACAGCACAAGAGUAGGUGACAGUUAUACAGCUUCUUUGACAUGUGGUGAUGAAAUUUGUAUUUUCCAACAGUGAACACCUGUCAAAAAUGUCAUAUACAAUAAAUACAUU